Messenger RNA from Caenorhabditis angaria, 1277 nucleotides. The record is from the annotation of a GenBank genome assembly. Lineage: Eukaryota; Metazoa; Nematoda; Chromadorea; Rhabditida; Rhabditidae.
AUGAGUUCACUUCCAAAAUUAAAAUGCUAUUUCGACGUGGUUUGUCCCAAUUCCUGGAUGACACUUCAGGUAAGUUCUACAAAUAUUUUUGGCGCGAAAACCUGAAUCACCCCAUUAAUUUUGAGUGCAAAAAAUCUCCCAAAAAAUUUUUUUAUCACCAAAAAAAUUGAUAAUUUUUACAGAUUCUAUCGGAAAAUUCGUCGCUUUUCGAAACUAUUGAAUAUUCGCCAGUUUGUGAUUUUAAAAUCGGAAUUUUGCACAACGGACAGAUUUGGAAUCAGCGCAGAAAACAGCACACUUCAAGGAUUUGGAAACCGAAAAAACAACAAGAAGGUGGGGCGUUUUCUGCAUUCUAAACGAUGUUCCGCGUUUACACUGCUCAAAUCGCAUAAUUUUUAGUGGUGUAAACACGGAGUAUCGUUUAAAAAUCGAAAAAACCUUCAAUUUUGAGCUCUAAGGAUGGAUCAUCGUAGUUUUUUGCAUUUCAAACAAUACUCCGUGUUCUCAGUGAUUUCUAACUCAAAUUUCAUGAUUUUUAGUGGUGUAAACGCGGAGUAUCGUUUGAAAAUCGAAAAACCUUCAAUUUUCGAGCUGUAAACGCGGAGCUUCGUAGUAAACGAUACUCCGCCUUUAAGAACUCUCAUUUUUCUGAAAAAUGUUACGAAAAUCAAACAUUUUUAUACGUGAACCUUGGAAAUUUCGAAUUCCCUACCAAAAAAUUUUUUUUCUCAUUUUCAGAGGAAAUUGAACCAGAACCCGAAGGAAUUCUGCGUCGAAUCGAUGAACGUGGCAAACAACUGCUAAAUUUCAAAACCAUCGAAGCGCCCAAAAACUGGUCAAAAACCUAUAAAAAUGCCAUCAAAAAAGGAUCAAUAAUCCCACAAUUAUAUCUAACAUCAAUCAAAGAAAGAUGUCCUGAUUUAUACGAAGAAGCGAUUCAACAUUUGGGAAAAAGACUAUGGGAUGAGGAAAAACCAGUGCAUUAUGGUUGUCAUAUGUCAACUGUUUCGAGAGAAUUAGGAAUUCCAUUUCGGAUAGCUGAAGAUAUUGUCGCACGGUUAUCAACUCCUGAAAAUCGCCAUAUUUUGAAUCGAAAUUGCAAAGAAGCACUGGAUUUGAAAUUGACCGAAGCACCUGGUGUUAUCAUUUUUGCUUCUGCUGAUAAUAUUGGAGAGAAAGAGCAAAAAAGUGUGAAAUUUGAUAAUGUUCUUGAUUUAUUGAGCAGUGAUUAUGUCAGCAAAUCGAAUAAUGACGCACAAAUUAGCAGUAUUUAUUGA